This is a messenger RNA of Juglans microcarpa x Juglans regia, 1027 nucleotides long. RefSeq names its product dnaJ homolog subfamily C member 28. The transcript has 3 exons. Lineage: Eukaryota; Viridiplantae; Streptophyta; Magnoliopsida; Fagales; Juglandaceae. The record is from RefSeq and is a predicted model, not a curated record. Bases 59 to 763 code for a protein of 234 amino acids.
UAAAUCAAGUCCAACUAGAGACUUCGCAAGGCCCCGAGGCUUCGUCUCGCGUUCGGACAUGGCGACCUGGCUCGCGAGAAUAAUCGUGACAUCUCCGAAAUCAUGCUCUCUCAUUCAGAGAUCAUCGGCGGUCGUGGGCCUCGGUGGGUCCAUGCCUAGGUGGGCCUCUUCCUCCUCCUCGUCUUCGUCUUCGUCUUCGUCAUCGUCAUCGUCACCGUCUUCUUCUUCGUCAAGUAACUCUCCCAAGGCAGAGAAGAAGCUCGUCGACCGUCUAUCGGCCGUUAUAGACGCCGUCAAUGACCGCAAACUCCCUCCAGAACUUAGAGGCCAGCGCAACUCCGUCAGAUCAGAGAUUGAUAUAAUAAAUGUUGUGGAGCAAAGAAUAUGGCACUCCAUGGAAGAAGGCCAGUUCGAGAACUUACCAGGGAAAGGAAAACCCCUUAACCUUAGUACGAAUCCUCAUGCCGACCCAGCUGAAGACACCUUGUAUAGAAUCCUCUCAAAGAAUGGCUGUGCACCGGAGUGGGUUGAACUUAACAAAGAGAUAAGGAGUCAAAUAUCUGAAUGGAGAUCGAAAUUGAAAAAAGCUUGGGCAAAUAGAUGCAAUGGAGAUCACUCUACUUGGAUUGAGAGUUCAGAGGCUUUAAAAGCGCAAUUGCGAGAUAUCAAUAAUAAGGUUUUCCGGUAUAAUCUUAUUGUUCCUUUUGGCCGCCAAAUGUUUGGACUAAAGUGGGAGAAAGAGAUGGAUCGCGUCAAAGAAUGAUAUCUCUUCAGUCUUCACUGCCACUUUGGAUGAAGUGGGAGGACAGGAUUCACUUGGAGGAAUGCUAGAUAUCGCUCUACUUUAAGCUUGAAAUAUACACGCAGCUACUUGUAAAAGAAAAUUUAUUAUUUUGUUACCAAUUUUAUGCCUUUCCUUGUUUCUAGAGUAGCUGUAUGUUUGUUAACGACUGUUGCCCUUAUGCUCAUUUAGGUCCUGCCCAAUACAGUUCACGUAAUAUACAUAGACGUGUGUGUAAUUUCACUA